Molecule: messenger RNA, 1362 nt
Organism: Prorocentrum cordatum
Lineage: Eukaryota; Dinophyceae; Prorocentrales; Prorocentraceae
Source: the annotation of a GenBank genome assembly
AUGUAUCAUUUCGUGAGGACCAUGACUGGGAAGAACGUCGGAACCCGCCCGCAGGAUAGCGACGCAGAAGCUGCGGUCCCUCCAGAUCAGCAACUUUUUUUCCGUGCAGGCAGGCAUGCUAAGGGUGACUUGGCUGUUAGUUUGCAAAGCGGAUUACGUAUGAGGAGGCAUUCAUGUUGUUCUUUCUUUGGCGGACGGGUCGCCAGUGUUGCCGCAGUGGCUGUUACUCUGGUAGUGACCAUUGUCUUCAGUGUGGUAGCCGUUCGCAAACGGAGUGUUUCUCGCACCGAGCCAGUCAGGUUCAACAUACUUAGUCUCACGGAAGGUUCCAGCCUUGGAGCAGCAGUGUGCGUCGUGGGCCAAGCGACGCGGUUGGAGAUUGAGAGUAAGAUACAGAACAUUAUCGAUCCGUUCGCCAAUGUUACACAUGUAGAUGUUUUCUUGUCUCUGGAGAUUGACGAUCACGCAGUCUUCAACAACCCUAUAACGGUUGAUGUCGACGGCGCUAAAUGCCGCGGAUCGGAGUUGGAUGUGGAUGGGUUGAAGGAAGCGUUUGCGCCGUAUUUCAGAGACGGAGUGUUCGGGCCACACGUGGACGAGAACGUCAUUUUGGAGAGGUGGCCGAAGCUGUACAAGAGACAGCACCCCGAUGACGACGCAAAGCGGAGGACUCAUAUUGCCAACGUCGCCAGCCAGUUGAGGCACCAGAAGGAUUGCGCGGAGCUUAUUCAAAAGAGCGAGGAGUCUGCAGGCGGUAAAUACGACAUUGUGGUGAAGGUCCGUGACAACACCAUCGCGUUGCGGCCUGUGGCGCCAGACAAGCUGUUAUCAAUCACAGAAGUCGUCCUCAAGCAUUGCAAUUGGUGGGGUGGCGUUCACGAUAAAGUCAUGGCCCUCCCACGCAAGUAUCUCGAGAAGAGUUUGGGUGCCACAUAUGAUGCCAUGCAAGCCGUCAUGUACGAUGAUCCCCUGCCACGUCGGCUACGGGCAAUGUCAAAGCAGUCCCACAAUACGGAGCAGAUUGUUAUGUUUACGCUCACAUCAAAUCUAGUUCCUUUUGUUGAAAAGAAUUUCGAGAUAGGAGACCGAGAUGGUGGCGAUUAUUUGCCAUUCGUGGACGGCAGGUGCUAUCCUGGCAAGGAGCCUGGAGACGAAGGUCGCUGGUGCAUCGUUUCUCACUGCAAGGACUGCUGGCCGAGCAUGCCCUGGACGUACAACGUCUCCUGCGAGGUAGCUAGGACUGGUCUGGAGGUUGGCAGUUAUCAGCCAAAUCUGUCCUCGCAGUUCGACAAGUCUUUUGAUGAGCAGACGCUCGCAGAUCCCGACCCGACGCGGGAGUGCGCGAAUCCCCUCUACAGGUGA